AAAGAGGCUGAAUGAAUUACCCACGACCACAAAGCUUAGAACUGGCUGAUCUGGGAUUCAAACCCAUGUCUAUUUGGCCCCAGACUUUCCCAUUUCACCAUGCUAGUGAAGCUGAGGUAACAGAGGCUCAGAGAAAAUUUUGUCCAAGAUCAAACAGAGAGCAAGUAGUGGAGGCAAGCUUGAAUCUCACUUCCUCUGACUUAAAAUUUCACUCAUGAAACUGUAUCAAGGCACUGAACUGGAUGCUGGGAACUUAAAGAUGACUAUGCAGCAGAUCCUACCCUUAGAUCACAGAGGCUAUAAACAGGAAGGCACUCCGCACGGAUAAGAUUGUGAAACAUGGCUGAGGAUAAAGGCAAGAGAGAUUCCGUUGGAAUGAGUAUGAAAGGAGGCCAGACAAACAACGGGUUUGUACAAAAUGAAGACAUCCUGGAGACGGACCCGGAGCCGGGCAGCCCAGAGGACGGCCCACAGCACAACGCCGUGGACACCUUUGGCCCUGCGGGGCCCGAGUGGAAGGAUGUCCGGCCCUACGCGGGGAUGCCCAAGGAGGUGCUGUUCCGCUUCUCGCGCCAGGCCCGCUACCGGGUGCCCCGGGAGGUCCUCUUCUGGCUCACCGUGGCUUCUGUGCUCGUGCUCAUUGCGGCCACCAUAGCCAUCAUUGCCGUCUCUCCGAAGUGCCUGGACUGGUGGCAGGCGGGGCCCAUGUACCGGAUCUACCCGAGGUCUUUCAAAGACAGCGACAAGGAUGGGAACGGAGAUCUAAAAGGUAUUCAAGAUAAGCUAGAUUACCUCACAACUUUAAAUAUAAAAACUGUUUGGAUCACUUCAUUUUAUAAAUCAUCCCUUAAAGAUUUCCGACAUGGUAUUGAAGAUUUCCGAGAAAUCGAUCCCAUUUUCGGAACAAUGAAAAAUUUUGAGAAUCUGGUUGCAGCCAUACAUGAUAAAGGUUUAAAAUUAAUCAUCGAUUUCAUACCAAACCACACCAGUGAUAAACAUGCUUGGUUUCAAUGGAGUCGGAACCGGACAGGGAAAUAUACUGAUUAUUAUAUCUGGCAUGACUGUACCCGUGAAAAUGGCAAAACCAUACCACCCAACAACUGGUUAAGUGUAUAUGGAAACUCCAGUUGGCACUUUGAUGAAGUACGAAACCAAUGCUAUUUCCAUCAGUUUAUGAAAGAGCAACCUGAUUUAAAUUUCCGUAAUCCUGAUGUUCAAGAAGAAAUAAAAGAAAUUAUACAGUUUUGGCUCUCAAAGGGUGUCGAUGGCUUUAGCUUCGAUGCUGUUCAAUUUCUUCUAGAAGCAAAGCAUCUGAGAGACGAGGCCCAAGUGAAUAAGACCCAAAUCCCGGACACAGUCACUCACUACUCGGAGCUGUACCAUGACUUCACCACCACACAGGUGGGAAUGCACGACAUUGUCCGCAGCUUCCGGCAGACAAUGGACCAAUACAGCAGGGAGCCUGGGAGAUACAGGUUCAUGGGGACUGAAGCCCAUGGAGAAAACAUUGCCAAGACCAUGAUGUACUAUGGUCUGCCUUUUAUCCAAGAAGCAGAUUUUCCCUUCAACAGUUACUUCGGUAAACUAGACAUGCCUUCUGGGAACAGUGUGUUUGAGGUUAUCACAUCGUGGAUGGAAAACAUGCCAGAAGAAAAAUGGCCUAAUUGGAUGACUGGUGGACCAGACAAUGACCGGCUGACUUCUCGUCUGGGGAAACAAUAUGUUAACAUCAUGAACAUGCUUGUGUUCACACUGCCUGGAACUCCCAUAACUUACUACGGGGAAGAAAUAGGAAUGAGAAAUAUUUUAGCCACAAAUCUCAAUGAAACCUAUGAUGUUGAUACUCUUCUCUCAAAGUCACCAAUGCAGUGGGACAAUAGCUCAAAUGCUGGUUUUUCUGAAGGCAAUCACACCUGGUUACCCACCAGUUCAGAUUACCACACUGUGAAUGUUGAUGUCCAAAAGACUCAGCCCAGAUCAGCACUGAAGUUAUAUCAAGAAUUAAGUUUGCUUCACGCCAAUGAGCUGCUCCUCAGCAGGGGCUGGUUUUGCUACUUGAGGAAUGACAACCACUUUGUUGUGUACACAAGAGAGCUGGACGGCACAGACAGAGUCUUCCUCAUGGUUCUGAAUUUUGGAGAAUUAUCAGUGCUAAAUCUAAAGGAAAUGAUUUCAGAUAUUCCCACAAGAGUAAGGAUAAGGUUAAGUACCAAUUCUGCCUACAAAGGCCGUGAAGUUGAUACACAUGCCAUUACACUGGACAAAGGAGAAGGACUCAUCCUUGAAUACAACACGAGGAAUCUCCUUCAUCACCAAACAGCUUUCCAAGACAGAUGUUUUGUUACCAACCGGGCAUGCUAUUCCAGUGUACUGAACAUACUGUACAGCUUGUGUUAGGCACCUCUGUGAAAGAGAUGGAGACGCUGGCAUU
This is a messenger RNA of Balaenoptera musculus (blue whale), 2431 nucleotides long. RefSeq names its product solute carrier family 3 member 1 (gene SLC3A1). Bases 340 to 2397 code for a protein of 685 amino acids. NCBI's taxonomy places the organism in Eukaryota, Metazoa, Chordata, Mammalia, Artiodactyla, Balaenopteridae. The transcript has 13 exons. Gene Ontology annotation, biological process: amino acid transport; carbohydrate metabolic process. The record is from RefSeq and is a predicted model, not a curated record.